Messenger RNA from Rosa rugosa (rugosa rose), 836 nucleotides. RefSeq lists its product as uncharacterized. The transcript is spliced from 3 exons. NCBI's taxonomy places the organism in Eukaryota, Viridiplantae, Streptophyta, Magnoliopsida, Rosales, Rosaceae. Gene Ontology annotation, molecular function: acid phosphatase activity. Bases 64 to 585 code for a protein of 173 amino acids. The record is from RefSeq and is a predicted model, not a curated record.
CAAUCAAUUUGAGGGGACGAAGAAAAGUCAGAAAACCCGAUCAAACUUCCAAAUCCCGAGGAAAUGGGAGACGACAACGAGGAGGUGAAGAACAAAGCUCUCCAGAUAAUCACACAACACAGCCAGAACUUACCUUCUCUCGUCGUCUUCGAUCUCGACUACACUCUCUGGCCUUUCUACUGCGAAUUUGAAGAAGAUGACAUGCCAUAUCUGUACCCACAAGCCUUGCCCAUAUUGCAUGCUCUCAAAGAAAAGGGAGUAUCAAUGGCCGUGGCCUCAAGAUCCCCAACUCCCGAUGUAGCCAAAUCGUUCCUUCAAACUUUGGGCAUCAGCUCCUUCUUUGUGACCCAGGAGAUUUUCCCGAGCAGUACUCACAAAACAAAGCAUUUUCAGAAUAUUCAUGCAACAACGGGGGUGCCCUUUACCUCAAUGCUAUUCUUUGAUGAUGAGGAUAGGAAUAUUCAUGCGGUAUCGAAAAUGGGGGUGACAAGCAUUUUAGUUGGUAAUGGGGUGAACCUUGGAGCUUUGAGGCAGGGAUUGUCUGAGUUUUCAAGAAAGUCAGCUUCAUCUAGCAGGAGGGUUUAGGGAUAGUUUUUGGUAUCCCUGUAGUGCUCGGUGCCAUCUUUACUUCCUUCCAGUGUUGUCAAUUAAUACCAUGAGAUUGAUGUAUUAUUCAUAGCUUUGAAAGCAAAGUUCAUAUCAAUUCAUACCUUGAGAUUGACUGAGGUUGUGUAAGCAUCAUUUAUAGUACCUCAGAUACAUUCUCGUAAUUUUCAUUGGCUAUAUUGUAUCAAAAUCUUAAGCUGCAAAUUAUCCAUCUUUUAGAAUUUAAGACA